Messenger RNA from Racocetra persica, 668 nucleotides. Lineage: Eukaryota; Fungi; Glomeromycota; Glomeromycetes; Diversisporales; Gigasporaceae. The record is from the annotation of a GenBank genome assembly.
GAAACUAGAAAAAUGUUAGCUUCUGGAUUUACUAGUAAAGUAGAAAAUAUGAUCCAAGAUCUAACUGAUAGUCUUAAAAAAAUGAGUCUUAAUUUGGUCCAACAAGAUAACAAGAAGGAAGCUUAUACUAUUGAAAGUAGUUAUAACCCAAAUAAUCAGAAUCAAGACAGGAAUAGAAAAAUCAACCCAAAUAUUCAUUCCAGAAGAAGAUCCAGAUUAGAACCUCGAAAUUAUAAAAGAAAUCUAUCUAGGAGUCAAGAAAGAUAUAGAAGAAAUACUCGAGAUUAUAAUCGUUAUGACAGAAGCAGAUCUAGAGAUUAUAAUCGCUAUAAUAGAAACAGGUCUAGAAGUCAGUCUAGAGACUGGGAAGUCCAUUAUAGAUCUUCUAUUCGUCAGUAUAUCAACUUGGCAGAUAAUAAAGAAACUAUCUCUACCAAUCAUUGGAAUACUCUUUUAAAUAAUACUAGUAUUAGAGAAGCCUUAGCAAAUUAUCUGCAAGAAGGACAACCCAUAGUCAGUAAAGUAAAUGAUUACUGGGAAGAAGAAUAUGAGGAUGAAGAAUUAAUCUCUUAUGAGGCCUAUACUUUAGAAGCAGAAUCUAAUAAUAUUGAAGAUUCAGGAUGGACUAUAUAUCAACGAAAACCAAAAAUCUCUUGCAAGAAAAACUA